Molecule: messenger RNA, 2590 nt
Organism: Salmo salar (Atlantic salmon)
Lineage: Eukaryota; Metazoa; Chordata; Actinopteri; Salmoniformes; Salmonidae
Source: RefSeq, a predicted model, not a curated record
ACAACGCACAGAUGAGCUGGGAGAGAGGGAGCUGCAAUAUCACUAGGACGGUGAUGACAAACCAUUUUCAGAUGUUAACCAAAAUGAUACCUGGAUAAUUUAUAAUCCAACAUUUUCUGGCAAUGUAUAGCAAACCACCUUGUCUACCCAGUCUACGUUUUGUGAAAAAAUGGGGAUUCCUAUCGGAAUUAUGUUUUUUCCUUUGCGGACGCUUUGGAUGUUAUUUCUCUUGUGGAAUACAAUAGAGGCACAGACACGAUAUACCAUUCCUGAGGAACUAAAUGUGGGAUCCGUGGUUGGGAACAUAGCGAUGGAUCUGGGUUUGGGAAUCUCUGAGAUAUCUGAACGAAAACUGAGGAUAGCCUCGGAGGGUGGUAAGCAGUAUUUCAGCGUGGAUUUGGGAAAAGGCGAGCUCGUUGUCAAUGAGAGAAUAGACAGAGAGAAUCUGUGCGGACAAAGCGCCAGCUGUAUGUUGCCUUUAGAGGCUAUAGUACAAAACCCACUACAGCUCCAUCGUGUUGAAAUUGAGUUACAGGAUAUAAAUGACAAUUUUCCAGUUUUUCAAAAUAAUCAAAAUUUUCUAAAUAUUGCCGAAUCUACAUUGACAGGUGUAAAAUUUCGUUUAGAAUCGGCACAAGACCCCGACGUGGGCUCAAAUUCCAUAUGUUCCUACACGCUAAGUAAAAACGACAAUUUUGUUUUAAAAGUAAAAAUUAGCAAGGAUGGAACCAAAGUCCCCGAGUUGGCUUUGGAAAAAAUGUUGGACAGAGAACACAUACCAGCACACAGUCUAAUUCUGACAGCAAUAGAUUGUGGAACUCCAGCCCGGUCAGGCACAACAAAAAUCACUGUUCGGGUGUUGGACCAAAACGACAAUGCACCUGUUUUUGAAAAAUCUUUAUAUGGCUUGAAAUUGCUGGAAAACACUCUUAUCGGCACUGUAGUUUUGACUGUCAAAGCUGUAGAUCUUGACGAAGGUGGCAAUGGCGAAAUAACUUAUUCAUUUGAACCACAUAAUCCUGAAUCACUUCAGAAUCUGUUUUCUAUUGACUCACAAACGGGAGAUCUCGCAAUUAAGGGUGAAUUAGAUUUUGAAACAGGACGCUAUUUGAAAUUUGAUGUUCUUGCUACAGACAAUGGCCCGCUAACUAUGCAGGGACUGUGCACUGUUGAGGUAGAUGUCGUGGAUGUGAAUGACAAUGUUCCUGAUGUUAUUUUGAAAUCGGAACCUCCCCCGGUUAGGGAGGACGCACCUAUUGGAACUGUUGUGGCUCUGCUAAGCGCCAAGGACAUAGACUUUGGACAUAAUGGGAAAGUCACUCUAAGUUUACCACCAGGCGUACCUUUUAAAUUAAAACAAUCAGUGUCCAAUAAUUAUGCUUUAGUUACCGACUCCAUUUUGGAUCGAGAAUCAUAUCCGGAUUACACCAUUGAGAUAAUGGCAGUUGAUGCUGGAUCACCUCCUCUCUCAUCCAAAAAGAUGAUUCAUGUCAGUGUUCUUGACGUCAAUGACAACCCUCCAAUUUUCUCCCAAACAUCUUACACUGUCUAUAUCAGAGAGAACAAUGCUGCUGGAUCAAUAAUGUGUUCAGUGUCCGCUACAGAUCCAGAUAUAGGUGAGAAUGCAAAGAUCUCCUAUUCUAUAUUAGACUCUAAAAUACAAGACGUGUCAGUCUCCUCCUAUAUUUACAUCAACUCAGAUAACGGCAGCAUCUACAGCAUGCACUCGUUUGACUAUGAGAAACUAAAGGUGCUUCAGAUUCAGGUGCAGGCAAAGGACCACGGCUCUCCGUCUCUGAGCAGCAACACCACGGUUCAUGUUUUUAUCCUGGACCAGAACGACAAUGUCCCCGCUGUUAUUUACCCCUCCGCUGUCAUGGGCUCUGUCUCCCAUCAGAAGAUGCCCCGGUCCGCUAAAGCAGGCCACCUCACAACUAAGAUAUCGGCAGUGGACGCAGACUCGGGCCACAACGCCUUGAUUUCCUAUAGGCUGACGGAGGCCACAGACUCGUCUCUGUUCAGUGUUAGUCUUUACACAGGUGAGGUGAGGACAAAACGCGCUGUUUCAGAGCAGGAUGACUCCUCUCAGAGGCUGCUUAUAGAGAUAAAGGACAAUGGGGAUCCGGUCCAGUCCACCACAGUCACAGUCAAUAUACUGUUAGAGGACGGGCUACACGAACCCAUCUCGGAAUACCGCCAGAAAACAACAGAGCCCAGCAAGAGAAACAGUAAAACCACCUUUUAUUUGAUCAUCUCUCUGGCCUCAGUGUCCGUCUUGUCUUUGUUAACUUUCCUCAUCUUAGUGGUGAAGUGCGUUAGAAACAGUAGGAGCAGCUCGAGUUGCUGUAUCAGACGGGCUGAAUCUGAUGGAUACAAGAAUCCCAACAGAAACCUGCAGAUCCAGCUGAAUACUGACGGCCCUAUUAAGUAUGUGGAGGUCCUGGGAGGGGACAUGUUGUCUCAGAGCCAGUCGUUCAGGUCGUAUCUCUCUCCAAUGUCAGAGUUCAGUGAUUUCACCCUCGUUAAGCCCAGCAGCACCACUGACUUUAAGGAAAUGAUAAACGUGCUCUGUUGUUGGGAAUAUAGCUAA